UCAGGUGUGAAAUCAUAAGGGGUGGCAUGAAAGAAUACCUCACUCCGAUGGGCCCCACUCCCCUACAUGUCAACCCAAUAUUCGAGAUAGGCCCCGUUGAGCCAAGGUUCUCAGAAUGGUUGGUAUUUGAAGGCAUUAGUGUGGACGAAAGUGGGAGACAACACUUCCUCGAUGCCAGUGUCGCUUACAAACGUGCAGUGCUCAACGCAAUUGACUACCUGUCCAGAUUUGGGUACUCUAAAGAACAGGCUUAUCUUCUACUGUCAUGCUGUCCCUGUGAAGGAAGGAUUUCAGGAAUNAGGUUGCUUUUGAAAGAUUUUGAGGGAUAUUUGUCCAAAAACCAACAAAGUUCCAAUUGGGCCUCAGCUUUGGAUGAUAAAACUGCCAAUAUAGUGUCUGAUGCAGAAAAUGACCUAUUGGCUGUUGGAAACAUGACCAUCUACAAAAAGAAUGUUGGGAAGAUCAUCAGAAGCCAAUUCUUCUCUUAG
Molecule: messenger RNA, 488 nt
Organism: Ilex paraguariensis (yerba mate)
Lineage: Eukaryota; Viridiplantae; Streptophyta; Magnoliopsida; Aquifoliales; Aquifoliaceae
Source: the annotation of a GenBank genome assembly